UAACCGGAAAUAACUCAACGAAUCUAAACUUAGUCUGAGAGUAUAUAUAAUAUCGGGGAAUUCCUAAAUCAUAUUGUGGUUUUUGUUUUUUUUUAAUAUAUCCCCAUUAAGUUUAUAUUUUUUUGCCGUUUCAUAUCAAAGAAAACUUUAACUGUAUCGUUAGAUCAAUUCACCAAAUACGCGUACACAAACCAACCAUAUCUAUAUAGACAACACUCGAAUAAGUUAUAAUGACUGUACCAUCUCAAAACCAUAUAAUAGAAUCAUUUAAAACCGCCGGUCAAGACCAGUUGUUUGAAUUUUACGAUAGCUUGACUAUUGACCAGCAACAAGAAUAUAUUAAACAACUUUCCAAGAUUGAAAAUCCUUCGGAAUUGGUCAACACUGUUGAAUCAGCUAUUAAAUUUUCUUCAUCAAACUCAAGUUCAAGAAAUUUCACUCAAUUGCCUCCUCAACAAACUGCAUCUGUUUCUGAUCUUGAAGCCGAAUUGAAGGAAAAAUGGUCCGAUUUAGGUUAUCAAGCUAUCGCCAAUGGUGAAGUUGGUGUAUUGUUGAUGUCUGGUGGUCAAGGAACACGUUUGGGAUCCUCCAAUCCAAAAGGUUGUUUUGAUAUCAAAUUACCUAGUUCCAAAUCAUUAUUUCAAAUCCAAGCUGAAAAGAUUUUAAAGAUUCAACAAGUUACUAAGGAAAAGUUACAGUUAUCUCAAACCCCAAAGAUUUAUUGGUACAUCAUGACCAGUGACGCUACUAGAAAGUCCAUUGAAGCAUUUUUCAAGUCCAAUAACAAUUUUGGAUUAUUGGUUGAUCAAAUUGCAUUCUUCGAUCAAGGUACUUUACCAUGUUUCAAUUUGGAUGGUUCCAAGAUUUUAUUGGAAUCUCCAAACAAGUAUUGUGAAUCUCCAGAUGGAAAUGGUGGGUUAUACAAGGCCCUUCAAAUAAAUGGUACUUUAGAUGAUAUAAUUGCCAAGGGAAUCAAGCACAUCCACAUGUAUUGUGUUGACAACUGUUUGGUUAAAGUUGCUGAUCCAAUUUUCAUUGGAUUUGCCAUUGACAAAGAGUUUGAUUUAGCUACCAAAGUAGUAAGAAAGAGAGAUGCCAAUGAAAGCGUCGGUUUAAUUGUUUUGGAUGACGAUAUCAAGAAACCAUGUGUUAUUGAAUAUAGUGAAAUUUCUUCAGAAUUGGCCAACAAGACUGAACCAAAUGAUCCAAGCAAAUUAUUCUUGCGUGCUGCCAAUAUUGUCAACCAUUACUAUUCUGUUGAUUUCUUAAAGAAGAUGGUUCCUCAAUGGACUUCUUCUCAAGAAUUCUUGCCAUUCCAUAUCGCCAAGAAGAAAAUUGCCAGCAUUAAUCCUGAAACCAAGGAAUUUUACAAGCCAACCGAACCAAACGGUAUCAAAUUGGAACAAUUUAUCUUUGAUGUUUUCCCAUCGGUUGAAUUGCAAAAGUUUGGAUGUAUGGAAGUUGAAAGAAUUGAUGAGUUUUCUCCAUUAAAAAAUGCCGAUGGGGCCAAGAAUGAUACUCCAACCACUUGUAGACAAGAUUAUCUUGCCCGUGGUACUAGGUGGGUCAAGGAAAAUGGAGGUUUGAUUGAAAAUGGUGCAUUCGUUGAAGUUGAUACUUUGACUAGUUAUGGCGGUGAAGGUUUGGAAUUCGUUAAGGGCAAGCAAUACAAAAAUGGGGACGUUAUCUAAACCUGUUGAGCAAUAGAGAUAAUUUUAUAUUUAUAACCUAAUAAAACAGAAAUAAUAGAGCUAAUUCAAACUAGCAAGAU
Messenger RNA from Spathaspora passalidarum NRRL Y-27907, 1771 nucleotides. It is a transcript of the gene UAP1, whose product is annotated as UDP-N-acetylglucosamine diphosphorylase. NCBI's taxonomy places the organism in Eukaryota, Fungi, Ascomycota, Pichiomycetes, Serinales, Debaryomycetaceae. Gene Ontology annotation, molecular function: UDP-N-acetylglucosamine diphosphorylase activity. The record is from RefSeq and is a predicted model, not a curated record. The transcript has a single exon. Bases 231 to 1691 code for a protein of 486 amino acids. Gene Ontology annotation, biological process: UDP-N-acetylglucosamine biosynthetic process.